UGCAAGAGGAAACUCAGCCAGCAACUUUAAUCUGAAUUUUUUUUUCCUUCUUCCCCAUCACAGCAGUGACCAUCUCUUAGUUGAGCACAGUGUAUCAUCUCAUCCUAAAAUGCUUUUCUGGCACACCCAGCCUGAGCCCUAUCACCAUCACCAGUUUCCCACGAGUAACAACAGCUACCUGCGUGAUGUUUUGGCGCUGCCCAUUUUCAAACAGGAAGAUUCCAGCCUUCCACCAGAAAAUGAGACCAAACACCCACCGUUUCAGUAUGUUAUGUGUGCUGCAACCUCUCCAGCAGUCAAAUUACAUGAUGAAACUCUUACUUACUUGAACCAAGGUCAGUCCUAUGAAAUACGGAUGCUAGAUAAUCGGAAAGCUGGAGACAUGCCAGAGAUCACUGGAAAGCUGGUAAAGAGUAUUAUAAGAGUCGUGUUCCAUGACAGACGGUUGCAGUAUACAGAACACCAGCAGUUAGAGGGUUGGAAGUGGAAUCGCCCUGGGGACCGACUUCUUGACUUAGAUAUUCCAAUGUCAAUUGGAGUAAUUGAUAUAAAGACAAAUCCAAGCCAGCUCAAUGCAGUUGAAUUUCUGUGGGAUCCUGCGAAACGUACAUCUGCUUUUAUUCAGGUACAUUGCAUCAGCACUGAAUUUACCCCACGUAAACAUGGAGGUGAGAAAGGAGUUCCUUUUCGGAUACAAGUUGACACUUUUAAACAAACUGAAAAUGGAGAAUACACAGAUCAUCUGCAUUCAGCCAGCUGUCAAAUCAAAGUUUUUAAGCCAAAAGGAGCAGACAGGAAACAGAAAACGGACAGAGAAAAGAUGGAGAAGCGAACUGCACAUGAAAAAGAAAAGUAUCAACCUUCAUAUGACACCACAAUCCUCACAGAGAUGAGGCUUGAGCCUAUAAUUGAAGAUGCAGUUGAACAUGAGCAGAAAAAGUCCAGCAAGCGGACUUUGCCAGCAGACUACGGUGAUUCUCUGGCAAAGCGAGGCAGUUGCUCACCAUGGCCUGAUACUCCUACGGCAUUUGUAAACAACACCUCUACCCCAGCUCCAACUUUCACCUCUGCUCAACAUAGUAGUACUUAUAGUGUCCCAGACAGCAAUUCUUCCUCUCCUAAUCAUCAAGGAGAUGGAUCCUCUCAAGGGUCUGGAGAUCAACUUCUUCCUUCAGCCACAAUCCAGGAAACUCAACAAUGGUUGCUCAAGCAUAGGUUCUCUACCUAUACAAGGCUUUUUUCAAAUUUCUCAGGUGCUGAUUUAUUAAAGCUGACAAGAGAGGAUCUGGUACAAAUCUGUGGUCCGGCCGAUGGAAUUCGGCUAUAUAAUGCACUGAAAUCCAGGUCUGUUAGGCCCCGUUUAACAAUCUAUGUCUGCCAGGAGCCAGCAAGGAGCAUACAACUGGAAGGGCAGCAAGAUGCAGGAAGUAGCGAUAACAGCAACGGUGCAAUAUAUGUUUAUCACGCGAUCUACUUAGAAGAAAUGGCAGCCUCAGAAGUCACUCGCAAGCUUGCUUUGGUGUUUAAUAUUCCCUUGCAUCAGAUCAAUCAGGUUUACAGACAGGGUCCCACUGGUAUCCACAUCCUUGUUAGUGAUCAGAUGGUUCAAAACUUUCAAGAUGAGAGUUGUUUCUUAGUCACCAUAAUAAAAGCUGAAAAUGGUGAAGGUUUCCACAUAAUUUUGAAGUGAGGGCAAACAUUUGCUGGAUUGCUAUUCAACUGCAGAGUGAAGUCACACUUAAUGACUAUGAAGAUCAUCCAAAAACUCUUAGGAUCUAACUUCACCAUAUAAAAUGUUUCAUAUUGAAAACACAAGUUGACCUUUCUAAUGAGCUGUUUGAUAGGUAAACUUUCUUAUCACUGCCAUAGCUAAGUGUCCUCAUAAGAGGUAUAAUGCCAUGACAGCUUAUGUACAGGCAUGGAAGACAAUGUAAGCAAAGGUGGUUGCCCUUCAGUGAAAUAAGGCAAAUUAUGGCCAGUAGAUACAGUUUGUAGAAGCAGUACUGCUUUCCUAUUGCACUGUAUCCAGUUUGGAGAUGAAUGUAAACUUAUUUGGGGGCAUUUACCUUUCUGUGCCAGUUUGUCUAUUACUUGCUUGUACCUUAUGCUGAAUUUAUUUUUUGAUGUUAGCAGAGCACAUACUGAUCUGUGUUGAGAUGAGUAGUUAAAAGCUGAUAGUGAUCAGGUUGUCGGGUCUUUGAGAGUAAAGCUGUCAAAACGGCUUCCCGGUGUAAAUUGUGUAUAAGAGUGUACGUAAGAAGUGUAAAUGCCAGAAAAGGAUUUUUAAGAAGUCCUAGCCAGAUGCAAUAUAUGCAUGCAGCCAACUGCAUUGUCAACAGUACCUUAUUGGAAGGAGUAGUAUAAAUCCUGUGGGGUACAAAGUAAUUUUGUGUUUUGCUUUAACAAAUUUAAUGGAAAAAUUUGCCUAUGCAUCCUUUAUUUAGUUUCUAGUUUCUCUAUGGAGCACUGCUGCAGUUGAACUCUUUAACCUUCUGCUUGUGAAAUGGUGGGUUUAAAAAUACUGGCAGUGAGAGUUAGAUUUUCCUGACUUAAUGGAAAUAUUGCUGACGAGGGAGGCACCAAGGGGCUACAUCACAGCUUUAAGCAGCAUCCUUUAAGCAGCAUCCAUUAAAUUGCUUAAACACUAAAUAUACAACACUUAAGUCUCUCUAGCAGGUAAAUGCUUGCUACUGUCUCUGUUUAUGGGCAAGUAUCUUAACUGUUUCUAUAGCCUCAGAUCCAUACCACAACAAUUUCACAGUGCCUCUUCCACAUGAGGAAACACACAAGUUACCUUUGAAAUAAGGUAAUGUGCUUUUUCAAAGAUGGGUUUUUUCUGGAAAUUGUCAAACAUGGCACUGCAGUUCACAGAUUGAACAUUAUAGUUGCACAGUAAUAGGUACUUUGGGGGACACUUGUCAAAGGCACAAAUGGCAGUGAGAUCUCUUAACCAUCCUUUGUGCCUUUGAACCACCCAUCCUGUCAAAAUCUGGGAAGAAUGCUUUAAUUUUUGGAUGCUAUAGUGUUAAGCGACAAAUUUGUAGAGAGCAAAAGAGCAUUCAUUUCCUCUUAACUGGGUUAAGUGCUUAACAAAAAGGCCUCUACAGUGGUAGCAAAUCUGAACAUUUGAAUCCAUGAAAACUAGAGGUUUUUUUCUUUCCUGUUUGACUUAACGUUUUCUGCACUGAUAAAGUAAAAUGUCAUGACUUUACAUUUCUUCUGCCUAUUAACUUCUCAUCUUCAGGUAUCGUUUGGGUCUUAGUAUCUUAUAGAAUUGACAAUUGUUGUUCAGUUCUUUCAGCUCAGCACCAUCUUCAAAUCCAAAUGUUUUAUAAAAGUGGAAAAAUCCUUGAUUGGAAAGUAUCCAAAUGAUUAUCUAAUUUUAAAGGGUAUUGAGAAUUGUACAGUAGUUUGUCCAGCUCACUUGAAAUUGGAAUUAAAUUAUGACACCAGCAAAUUGCUUUUGUUUUUUAAUAAGAUGUACACAUUUCAAUUUAAGUAUAAAUAAAUGUUUUUCAAUAAUUUUGUAAA
Molecule: messenger RNA, 3531 nt
Organism: Gavialis gangeticus (Gharial)
Lineage: Eukaryota; Metazoa; Chordata; Crocodylia; Gavialidae
Gene: UBP1
Product: upstream binding protein 1 (LBP-1a)
Exons: 16
Coding region: 110-1690 (526 amino acids)
Biological process (GO): regulation of transcription by RNA polymerase II
Cellular component (GO): nucleus
Molecular function (GO): RNA polymerase II cis-regulatory region sequence-specific DNA binding; DNA-binding transcription activator activity, RNA polymerase II-specific
Source: RefSeq, a predicted model, not a curated record